This is a messenger RNA of Alternaria alternata, 1315 nucleotides long. Its product is annotated as tryptophan synthase beta subunit-like PLP-dependent enzyme. Gene Ontology annotation, biological process: L-serine catabolic process; L-threonine catabolic process. The transcript has 4 exons. NCBI's taxonomy places the organism in Eukaryota, Fungi, Ascomycota, Dothideomycetes, Pleosporales, Pleosporaceae. The record is from RefSeq and is a predicted model, not a curated record. Bases 53 to 1231 code for a protein of 392 amino acids. Gene Ontology annotation, molecular function: pyridoxal phosphate binding; threonine deaminase activity; L-serine ammonia-lyase activity.
GCUUGCUUCUAAUACCUUUCUGUGAUACCCCAUUCUGUUUCCAUACUUCGUCAUGGCUGUUAAGGAGUGCUACGUCAACGAGGAGCCCCAGCAAAGCCCUUGGGUGCAAACUCCGUUGAGAGAGUCGUACGCAUUAUCAGAAGCAGCAGGAUGCAGAAUCUUCCUCAAGCUGGAGAAUCUCCAACCCUCUGGAUCAUUCAAGUCAAGAGGCAUUGGCAACUACAUCCUCCGCCGUCUCGAAGAACUCCCACAAGGCUCGCGCCCUCACAUCUUCGCAUCCAGCGGCGGCAAUGCAGGGCUCGCUGCUGUUCACUCGGCUCGUGCUCUCAACUUGCCUUGCACUGUUGUCGUACCAACCUCCACAGCACCAUUGAUGGUAGCCAAGCUACGAGCAGCAGGUGCAUAUGAAGUCAUUCAGUAUGGUGCAGCUUGGAAAGAUGCAGAUGCAUACCUUAAGGAGCACAUCAUACCCUACGCACAGACAGAAACCAUCUACUGCCCACCCUUUGAUCACCCAGAUAUCUGGCAAGGAAACAGUACCUGCAUGGACGAGAUCGCCGCUCAGCUUGGCGAGCCCGACGUGUUGAUCUGCUCUGUCGGCGGCGGUGGUUUGAUCAACGGUAUCUGUCAAUCCAUGGACAACCAUCAAAUGAGCAAGACAACCAUUCUCGCCUUGGAGACCGCUGGUGCCGAGAGCUUGAAUGCAGCACUUCAAGCCAAGGAAGUUAUCACAUUGCCCAAGAUCACAUCCCAAGCAACAAGUCUAGGCAUUGCCCGUGUGACAGACGCCACAUACAAAUAUGCCCAGCGAGGCAACGUCCGAAGCGUAGUCCUACCUGACGCAGAAGCGGCUAUGGGCUGCUGGCGUCUGGCAGACGACGAACGUAUCAUGGUCGAGCUCGCCUGCGGCAUCAAUGUUGCUCUUUGCUACGACGGCCGGCUCGAGAAAGCACUUGGUCGCCCCGUUCGACCAGAAGACAAAGUUGUGAUUGUGCUUUGCGGAGGAAGCAAUGUCACGAGUAAGAUGUUGUGCGACUGGAGGAACGAGUACGCGUACAUCGAGGAAGAGACUGAAGCAAGGAGGAGGAAGAGCGAUUCUGCGCUUGGCAGUGAGACUCAGAGUGAGACUGGCAGUGUGAAGGAUAUGGAUAUGGGAAAUGUACCCAGUGAGUACAGCAAGCCUAUUGUGAUCGAGGGUAUUGAGGUUGAGUGUGUGGAGUGUUCCGGCUAGGAGUUACGUCCUCUCGUUUCUCUUCUCUUCUUACGAAUUUCCUUUAUAGAUCACGUUAUAUAUGUAAGCGCUUUCAUGACGGCG